Messenger RNA from Colletotrichum orchidophilum, 2040 nucleotides. RefSeq names its product M6 family metalloprotease. The record is from RefSeq and is a predicted model, not a curated record. Lineage: Eukaryota; Fungi; Ascomycota; Sordariomycetes; Glomerellales; Glomerellaceae. The coding region runs from base 1 to 2040 and encodes 679 amino acids. The transcript has a single exon. Gene Ontology annotation, biological process: proteolysis. Gene Ontology annotation, molecular function: peptidase activity.
AUGCAGUUUCGCGAUGGCAACACCGGCUUCCUGGCUGUCCUGGGAGCCACCCUUGGUGCCUUCAUCGCCGGUCCAGUCGCCGCGGUGUCAUGCAGCCCAUACGUGCCUUUCGUGCCAAUUGACCCCCAGGAUUGGGUGAAUCCGGACAACAUGACUUGGGGUGACUUCGUCCCACCGCCCGGCACGAACUGGUCGGACCCGGCGCGCAAGGGUUCCAGCCGCAACUUCAACAUCGCCCUCGUCGUCGUAGACUACCCCGACAGGCCCUUCGUCAUCACUCAGCCGGCGCACUCGACCAUCUUCAACAACCCGCAGCCUGCAGGUGCCGACAUUCCCCGGGAAAAUGUGCCGGCCUUCUACCGCGAUCUUCUCAACACGCCGAAUGAGCUGAACAAUGGCCACACCCUCCACGAGUACUGGAUGGAGGACUCGGUCGGUCGUUUCGGAGUCGAUUUGACAGCCUUUGGCGCCUACCAACUAUCUGGCAACGGAUACCAAUACGGAAUCGACGGCAGCUUCAAUCCUGGUGCCUGUCCCGAGGGAGAGAGGUGCGGUCUCAACAUUCGCACCGACGCGCUUGCCGCCUGGCGCGCCGAGGUCGGAAACGCCACCGCCGAUGCCUUUGAGCUCGUCUUCAUCCUCUCCGCCGGCCAAGACGAAUCCUCCACGUGGCAAGAGUUUGGUGAGAUGAAGUUCAACGGCCCCGAGGACGUGCCGGACGAGUUCGGCCCGCCCAAGAAGGCGAACAGCUCGCAGCCCAACUACGCGCGCACGCGCUACGUCCCGUGGUCGUCGUGGGCGGCGGCGUCGACGCUCUGGCCCAAUGCCGGCGGUGGCUCGUCUACCCAGGGCGAGAGUUCGGGUAUGGCUGUCUACGCCCACGAGCUGAGCCACUUGCUCGAUAUCGGCGACAACUACAAUAACCCGUACGGCCUCCCUCUGCGCAGGGCGUACACGGGGCCGUGGUCCAUGAUGUCGCGCGGCUCUUUCAACGGUCCCGGCGGCCCCCAUACGCGCUGGCAGAUCCCGGCGCUCCAGGGCGCGUCCAUGGGCUCGUUGCACACGCUGCGCGACAAGUUCCAGCUCGGGUUGAUUGAUAAGACUGACAUCCUGUGGCUGUCGCGCGAGGGCCUGGCAACCUCAGGAAUCGCUGUUGCGAACCUGGUGGCUCGGUCCGUCGACCCCGGUGACGGCUUGAUGGGCGUCCGCAUCAUCAUGGACGGCGAUCGAUCCCCAGCUUGCAACGUCACGACCGAAGUGCUCUGCGACGGCGGCCGCUGGGACAAUUACGACAUUGAAGUCGUGGACCGCAUGGGCUCGGACUCGUUCCAGCCCGAUUCCGGCGUCCUGCUCAGCAAGUCCAAGAACGUCGACAACCAGCCCUUCCAGUGGGUCAUUGACGCGAACCCGGAGGAUAUUGAACUCGUCGACUUUUACCGGCCCAACGGCUCUGUGGCCAUGAUUACGUUGGGCGACUACCGCCAGCUCGCCGAUGCGCUCUUCCACGCGGGCACGAACUCGGGCAGCGAAUUUGAGUUCAUCGACGUGCCAAACAGCUUGCAUUUUUACAUCGUCGACCGCCAUCGAGACGACGAGGGCAUCCUCUCCUAUACCGUCGCCAUCCGGUCCCUGACCGGCGAAGGCGGCGCGAGCACCCACGACGUCGCGCUGGAGGAUGGCGCCGUGACGGGCGCCAAGAACAGCACGGCCACCAGCCAGGGCGUGACGUGCUCGUUUCAGCUGACCAACAGUGGCACCUACGUCGCCGUCGACCCCGAUGCGGCUCAGCACCCCGAAGACGUGUCUGCCUUUUUGGGCUCGGACGUCUACAGGCUGAGCGCCGAGGUCGAGGGUGCCGGCUGGCGGGUGGCGUUGCCCAACGCUCUCGUCACGGCCAAGUUCGGCGAGAUCAAGACGACGUUUGUUUCGGUGGGUGCCGCGUCUGAUGCGGCGAGCACGGCGGUGGUGACGCUCAAGGCGACGUCGGAGUCUGAUCCGUCUGUGGCGGCGUCGGCGCAGUGCCAAGUGACCAAGUCAUGA